AUGGCUAGCAGCGAGGGUGUGAGUCUCCAAGGGGACCUCAUAAACGCCCCUUCGGCGGCUCUUGCAGCAUCGGGCCUGGCCCAAGGACUGUUGCGUGCGGUAUCGGCAGACAAUGUCAACCCCCUCGCCGUCACCCAGGUCCAGGCCAUCGGCGCCUGCUUCCAAUCCAAUGGAGACUGGGCCGCUAGGGCGCCCGACCUCCUUACUAGAACUCCAUCCGCCAGGCUCGACCGGCUUUCCGCCUGGAUCGGAUGGUCAAAGGGAGAUGUCCCGUCAUUCAUGAGUCAGACGGCCGGCGGACGUACGGCUUCUCUUAUCUGCCUCGCUCUCGGCAACCUAUACACGAAAGAGCGGUGCGGUAUGAUCUUGUUCGACCUCUCCCACGAUGUCCUCCCCUCCGACAUGCAAAACUCCGGAUUGACUCAGCUAGGCGAUGUCUGCAUGUGUCUGCAGAACAAGCUUGCGUGUCUUGGGUUCGGAAACCACCUCGCUGCUCAGCUUACCCGGCUGCGGGAAUGCUUCUUUGAGUCGGGCCAGCAGUACCCGCAAGACUUGGCCGACACGCCCACCGAAGAGGUAAUGCACGCAUUCUUGGUCGCUGUGCGGGACGUCCUUCGGGAGGAGAACCAAACCCUCUACUUCUCGGGGUCGCAGUGCGCGGGGACCUUGAUCGCGUUGGUCCUCGCCAUGUGUCCCGAGGAUUUACGAGUCGAAGUUAAUGGAGAGAUGAUUAUGCGUGGCCGUCGAGACUCCAUCAUAUUUUCUGUGUCAAAUGAGCCGGAUACCAAGUCGAACUUCUCAGUUGAACAAUGUCUAAAGGCCCACACAGGCGACUUUUCCCGCGAUUACAUCGUCGAGGGUCGACACGAUCUCAAUCGACAACUGAGCUUUUCCUGGGGUGGCUUCUUAUCUGCUCAGUUAGACGUCGCUUUUGCCGUACAUGGUGUGAGGCCGCACGACCUCCUAAAAUCGGCUUUAGCUACCUUGGUUGCGUCCGCGAUCAAGACGUUUCGCGGUGAGGAUUGGCUCAGCGAUCCGGCAAAACAAACAUACCAUGUUUUGAGCGGGAUUCACGAAUCGAUCUUAAACUUGGUCGGGGUGUGGAAUCGCGGUUUCUUCUCGGACGACGAACAGCCCCCAAGGGUAUGUAGCAGCUCCAGCGGCUCAACCAUCUUCGCAAAGACCCUCGAGUUUCCAGAAAUUAAAAACCCAUGGAGUAUCGAGUACAGCUUAGUAGACGGGAGGCUACAAUACGGCUCCGAUAACUUUGGGUUCAUCAUCUGCGCCUCGGUGGAGAAGGGAUCCGCUAAAAAACUCACAAGGAAAAAGGCGCCCAAAACGCUGCUGCCCAAAGAACAUCCAAUCUCGCCUUCCAGGAUUGGCGAACACUCGAGCUUCCUGAUGACGCUUCGUCCAGCUUUCGUCGAAGGCCAGCAAGCUCUCAUUCUUCGAUGUAUAGUCACUCAAUCAACUAGCAUUGUCGAGCUGAAUUUUCAAGAGCUGCACUUGGGGUUGAUGCAGCUUGCACCUGCGGACAGCUGUGAGCACAAUCUAGCCUCUUCAUUGACUCUCCCCGCCGAUACGCUCAUCAAAGCUACAUCUGUCAUCGCUCCAGUGGCAAGUGGAAAAGAUGCAAUCGGCGUAACACUUACACAACGAAACGGAGAGGCCCAGUUCCUCUGUUGCAUCUCAGCGGUCCCCCAAUUGUACCAGGGGGACUGCUGUAUUUCCUGCGCCGUAACUCAGGCCCAGGAGAAGGGCUAUUCGGUGGUAAUCGGCGGCUCGCCGAGUACAUACUUAGUCGACCUCGGAACCGGAGAAAGCGCACGUCACUUUGCUUUAGUUCACGAGUCGUUCGUGUCGUCCGUUAAUUGUCCGAGUGGCUAUGGAUGGAAUAGGUUGUUGAAGGGCUGA
Chaetomium globosum CBS 148.51 is the source of this 1914-nucleotide messenger RNA. RefSeq lists its product as uncharacterized. The transcript is spliced from 3 exons. Lineage: Eukaryota; Fungi; Ascomycota; Sordariomycetes; Sordariales; Chaetomiaceae. Bases 1 to 1914 code for a protein of 637 amino acids. The record is from RefSeq and is a predicted model, not a curated record.